Crotalus tigris (Tiger rattlesnake) is the source of this 6311-nucleotide messenger RNA. It is a transcript of the gene FBXW9, whose product is annotated as F-box and WD repeat domain containing 9. The record is from RefSeq and is a predicted model, not a curated record. Lineage: Eukaryota; Metazoa; Chordata; Lepidosauria; Squamata; Viperidae. Gene Ontology annotation, molecular function: protein binding. The coding region runs from base 1021 to 2406 and encodes 461 amino acids. The transcript has 11 exons. Gene Ontology annotation, cellular component: preribosome, large subunit precursor.
AAGCUCACAAGUCAAAAGGGCCAAGUUUGAAGACCCCUGCUCUAGUUCUAGCCACUUUUCUGACAAGAUUUUGUGUUUCAUCAUCUAUAUUAAAGAUUUGUUACUACACAAGUCACCUGCAGGAAUUUACUAAUUGUAUUUUAUCUUUCUGGACAAGGUUGUCCUGCAGUGCCUUUAAACUAGAUGGUAGUCAUGCGUGUGUAAUGUUUCGUUACCAAAACAUAUUUCAGUUGUAUAAUUCAUUUAAACAAAAGUAAAAUGUUUGUAUAUUUUGUGCAUGCAUUUGCAGAAUAUAACUUUAUACUACAUACUUGAACAUGCACAUAACUUCAUCCAUACAUUUAUUCAUACACAUAUUCUAAAACUCUUACAAAACAGUCCUGUCCUGCUGAAUUUCUGCUUCCUCAAUUGUCUUAAUCCCUCGUCAAGGUGUUAAAGAGCAGUCCGUUUUGCUAGUACAACAUUUAAAAGAAUGUUUCUGCCAUAAGCCAGAUAAUAAACAGGCAAGUUUCGCUAAGAGUACGGUUGAGGCUGCAGGAAUGCAGCUGCUGCCCGUGGGAACCAUUGUUUUUAAUUAAAAGAGUUGUUACCUAAAAGUUCCUGUGCGUACACUCCACACUUGGAACCCACAAAAUCCGAGAUGUGUGAAAGCUCCUCCCUCACUUAAAAGGUUGCUUUGCGUCAUCAAUUGGCGCCGGACGUGGUUCCUUGGAGACGAGACGCGCAAAGGCGUCGUAGCGGGCGCGACCUGUCAAGGCAAAGCUGCCUUAAAUCGAUGGUGUUGGUUCUUCGCUUCCGACGAAGCGGGGGAGGCAGGUUGCCGGGAGAAUUAGCUCGCUGCUGUGACCAAGGGAGCGGGAAGCAGGACUCGGCGUUGGGAUUAAUCUCUUACUGUGUGGAGCUCUGCAUCUACAGAACGGAGAUCUUCCAACGGCGUUAAGGCGGGCGUGACCGCUGAACGGAGGGAUUGUAUUCGGCAGCAGAGCUGAAUUUUUCACUUGCUGCACUUCCCGGACAGCAAUGGAAACUUCUGUUGAACAACAAGCCUCUGACAAUGACUCUGACACAGAGAGCAGAAUAGAUCCAGAUACCCAGGCCCUGGAGUAUGUUGAGCGUGUUCUUGGAACUUCAAGUCAAUCCAGGCAAGCAACCCAGUGUCUACCUCCAGAGCCUCUCUCAAUAGGUGGUAGAGUCCGAACAUCAGACCUCAGAUCACCUCUAGAACUGAUAAAAUCUGUUGCUGAAGAAACUGCUUCAGGGCUCUUGUCUCUUCCUCUAGAGUUGAUUUUAGAAAUCUGUUCUUACCUGCAAGCCAGGUUUGUUUUGCACGUCCUUCCUUUAGUCUGCAAGACUCUAAGGGAUAUUGUGCAAGAUGAAGUCACUUGGAGAAUUCGACUUUUAAAAAGAAUUGGCAAUUGCUAUCCAGUUGUAGAAGCAGGUAAUGAUUUUAACUGGCCAACAGCUUGCAUUGAAGUAGAGGAACACCUCCAACAAUGGGCAGAGAGUGGCAAAAACGCAGAGUAUUUUUCCCUUACUGAAGGGCACUUUGCUUCUGUUGAUUCUGUACUGCUCCUUCAGGGUGGGGAGCUGUGUAUUUCUGGCUCUCGAGACCGAAAUGUCAACUUGUGGGAUCUAAGGCAGCUGGGCAAAGCACCAGAAAAAGUUCUAGUGAAAGUGCUGGGGACAGAGCGCAAUGGAACACACAAGGGGUGGGUUUGGUCCCUGGCUUCAUGUGAUAACCAUGUAUGUUCAGGCUCCUGGGACAGCACAGUAAAGUUAUGGGAUAUAGCCGCUGAUGGAAAACAGUUUGGAGAAAUCAGAGAGAAAGCAGCUGUAUUGUGCCUUUCUUAUUUGCCUGACAUUUUGGCCACAGGAACUUAUGACAAGAAAGUGUCAGUCUAUGAUCCACGAGCUGCUUAUGCCCCAGUGAUGAGCCGCAGGCUUCACUCCAAUGCAGUCCUAUCCCUUGUAGCUGACGAACACUUCAUUAUCUCUGGCAGUGAGGAUCGAACGCUGGUAUGUUUUGACAGGCGGACCAAUAGUGUGCUUCAAAGGCUUCAGCUGGACACAUACUUAUUUUCCAUGUCGUACCAGGGUUCUCAGCUGUGGGCUGGAGACAAUCAUGGAAUGUUGUAUGUCUUUGAGAACAACGGAGGGCGUUUCAAGCACAUUCGGUAUUUUGAUGUCGGUCAUCGCUCUCAGAUCACUGGAGUCCAACACUCAUUGGGUGCACUCUAUACAACUUCCACUGACAAGACGUUCCGUAUACAUGUUCCUACAGAUCCACCAAAGAUCAUCUGCUCACAGACCCAUAGCUAUGUGCUAAAUGGGAUCACUGUUGAAGGAAAUAUGGCAGUAGCUGCCUCAGGUGGUUUGUCCUUGGAGGUUUGGAAACUCAGUGUUUGAUAACAAGUCACAGUGAUCCAUGCUCAGAAGUUCAGGAUCAUCAAGUACAGUGUAUUGGACAAUUAUUUCCUCACAGGUUCCAGGGUCCUGAUGUCUGCUGAAUUGUUGUUGUUAUUUUUAAUAUGUUCUUUGAGAUUGAAUAGUCAAAUGUUGAAGCCUCAGCUUUGCUUCUCCCAAUAGGGAUAACACAGAGGCUUGUAUGGAGGCCAUCUGAUUCACAUUUGAACCUUAACCUUAACCUUAACCUAACUCUUUCUUGUUGGCCAUUUCUCUCAUUUCACCUUGUAUGGCUGAAACAAGGUGAAAGGUGUGUACUUUUUCCAUCAUCUAGCUAGCCCCUUCGAGGUCUGCCCCACUCAACAUAUAGGAGCAGUGUCUUCUCUUUGGCUUGAUGUCUAAGAACUCAUUAGUUUACCAGAUAAAUAAGCACAGGUCUAAGCAUGAAAGGGUGAAUUAUGGGCAGAGGAGAGAGUGAUGGUUAGAGAGACUACCCAACUAACUUGGCCUGAUGAAUGUUUACAUUUAAUUUAAAAUAUUCAGCCAUAAUGGCAGAUCAAAAGUUAUGUUGCCUUUUUCUCCCUUGUGCUAAGCAAAGUAUGUCUUAAAGCAUGAUUUUUUUAAGGGAUUUGGUUUAGAAUUAAGAAAUGGAACCCACUAAGUAAGAUUAUACAGCAAAUUUUGACUGUACAACCAUUUUUUCAAUUUUGUCAUUAUUAAAUUAUAACAAAAACAAAUUUUGAACAAGAUGAACUGUUUUUUUCAAUGACAUAUGGCAAGCUUCACAUAUUGUGCUCAGCCAUAUGGUUUGGUUGGUUUUGUUUUAAUAUGAUGUAUGAACCAUAUCACAGUAUUUUAUAAAGCAUGGUUUGUAGUCUAGCAUUAUUGAAUUAGCUUUGAGGCUUAUUCAGUAUGUCAUGAUUAAAGUAAACCAUGCGUUAGCAUAAUGUGAAAAUGCAGAUUAUAGACGGGUGCAACACAAAAUGUCAAUUGUUGUAUUUUCAUUUAUGUUAUAUUUAUUUGUCAGUCCUUUGUCAUUUUAUAAGCAAGAAUCUAAGGACUGGUUAAAUUUGAGUGCAUUUGGAUAUAUGUACAUAAACUUGCUUUUGAAUUAUUCAACAAAGGCAAAUUGAUAAGUUAAAAUCCUUCCCUCUUAUUCUUGUUAUCUCUGAGAAUUAGAAAUGUUACUAACUCUGAGCUGGACAGUGUCAUUCUUUUCCUUCUACGUAAUAGGGUUAUUAAAAAUACACUAGAAUGAAUAGUAGGAAUAAUUGGAGUAACAAAUAUAAAAUACAAAACAAUAAUAUAUAAUUCCAUAAUAAAACAUUUUGACUUCGUAUGAGCAUCUUAAACACAUCAGUUUCUACUUUUUCAUCAAAAUUCAGUAAUUUCCAGUUUGUUGAUUUUUUGAAGCAGGAGUUGAUAUUAGAAUGUAUAGUCAGAAAACAAUUCAAAAGGCUUAUUCCUUCAGUAAUAUGAUAUUAUUUAUAAGGCUGGAGUUAUUCUUGAAUAAGCACAUUAUAUGAAUCUCACCUUCCACAAGAACCACCUGGAAUUGGUGUGGUAAUAAUAAGUACCCCCCUUCCCUCAUAUACACAAUAUCAGUUUGGAGUCAUGCACCACAAAAAAUGAAUCAAAUAAUAAAAAUAAGAAAGAGACCAGACUUCGCUCUAGAAAGCAACGCACAGACUCCUUUAAUAGUUUAUGACAUUUAACCAAUUAUUGACUUCUGAGUGAGGAAUGGUAAAUUAUCACAUCCCAUGUGUAGACAAUGACUGGAGCAAAGACUAAAUGACUGACAAGUAGGCCUGUCCCAAGAAACAUCUUUGUUAAAGCCUUGAAGCAACUUUAGAGAUGGAAAAGAAAGGAAGAAAAAAGAAAAAGGAAGGAAGAUCAAAAUCUAAAACAGCAUUUGAAUUGAUCAAAAUCUACCAUUGUUAGUAUUUAAAACCAAUUUGUUUUACCAGGAUUAAAACAAGAUAAUUUGAUAAAUUUCUGUAACUCUUUAUGGACUUUUUGAUGACAACUGGAAAGUUAAUGAUUUAUGGGUUUACAAAUGGAUAAGGGAUUUGCUGUGGGAAGAGAUAUAUGCGUGCAAGAGGGAAGAAAUAUUAAGUUUGUACUUGUGAUAAAGAUUAGAGUAAUUUCUUUAACUUUUUUAUUUUUUUAUUUUAUUUUUUCUUUGCACUUUGUAUUCUUUCUCUUCAUUUUCUCUCUCCCUUCUGAAUUUGGUUUGUAUUAUCUUUAUUUUUAAAACCGCAUAAAAUUAUUUUAAAAAAUUAAUUAUUCUAUUAACAAGAAAGAGUGUCUGUGAAAUAUAUGUUAGAUCUAAAGAGAAUGUUAAUUCAUUUAUUUCUGGCAUUGUAUUGAUUCUUAAAAUAUAAUCUUUAAAAUAAUACUUUCAGUAAACUUUGGCUAUGUUGAUAAGUACACAAAAUUUGCCCAAAUGAUUGAAAAACUAAAAAAUGAGUAGAUGGAGAAGGUAAAACUGGUAAGGUAAAUUCUAGACAAUAAACAACAAAUAUUCCCUAAAUUGGCAGAUUCUAAUAUCUUUUGAAGAGAUCUGGCUGAAAGUAUAUUGAAAGUUUAAUAUGUUUAAUUGACAAAAAAUAACUUUUGCUAAAUUAAUUUGCCAUCUAAAAUUCCUGCCUCAAUAAAAGUGAAUAAAAAAUUCUUGUUCCAUCUCCAUCACUUCCAAGGUUUAAGAUUUUGCAUCCAGACUUUAAACAUGCUGUGGUUUAGAAAUCAGAUGAGGGUACAUUCAUACACUAAAUUUCAUGUUCCUAAUCUCUUUAUUUAAUGAGCUGUAUGAAAUAAUGGAAUGCUCAGGAAAAAAACAAUGAAUGGAACAAUACAGUUCAUACUUAUGUUCCCCGAUUAUAGUGGAGACUCAAUUAUGGUAAUAAACUAUCUCUGACUCGGCAAAUUUUUAUGAUCUUCAUCUUAUACUGCAUACUGCUUGACAUUCAUGAAAAUAUGUUUUCUAUAAAUGCAGAAGGCAUAAUAUGAAACCCAGAAAGAUAUGCUUGAAUUAGCGUGAGUUUGGAAUGAACGUUUUUCAUAAGGAAGCUUUUUUAAAAAAAUCUGAAAGGAAAAUUAGAGACUUAAAGGUACUAAGGAGUGCAUCACACUUGGCCUAAUCCAGACAUAUUGGGGCAAGUAAGUAGCUAAUUUGGAGAAUUAUAGAGAGAACAAGAGAAGUGUGUUAAACUACUCCUAGGACUGGAGAAAGAAAACCCAUUUUUGGUGGAAAAGUGGACCCAUGUUGAAAUCUCUCAAGUAAAUCAGGUAUGAAACAGAUGAGCUAAUUCUACCUUAUUGUAAGGCUAUAUUUACAGAAUCUUGCAAGUCUGAAGGUACAGACUUCCUGCUGCUACUUUUAUCUGCUUGAUCCAUUAAGGUGGGUCCUUCCUAGGUUUCUUGCUCUGACUGUUAAGCCAUUCUUGUCUAAUUGUUUCCUAGGCAGCCUCUUUCCAAGGUCAUUUUCACAUUCCAUUACAAAAUCCACUACUGCUUAGAAUGAGGGAUCUUAAAAACCUCACAAUCUUUCACUCUGAGCUUUUAUAAAAUAACUGAUUGUCUAGAAGAGUUAGGACUAGACAUUUAUGCUACAUUUCAAGAAUCUUUGGAUAAGAACUUCCAUGAGCGACUAGGUCUAGUGUGUGUAGAUGAUGCCUACUUUAUAUAAUUGUUCCAAUGAAUAUGAACAUUGUUCUUAUUACAAAUAGGAUAUAUCUGAGAGAAGAGACACAAUAUUGGUAAGCAGAGGAAUAUAUUAACUAGAAUUUGAGAGAAAAAUAAAGUAACUAAUCAUUCUAGUAAUGUGGCUUAUUAAGCAUACCGCUCUUUCACUUGCUGUCCCUCUUUUUAAUUAAUAAGUCUGGAAUAAAAAAAGAAUGGUACAUUUA